UGAUUCAUUUAAAGAUCACUUUCGAUACCUUUCGACGAAAUCGAGGCUUUGAUACAUAUUCAUGGUACGAGAAACACUUAUGUCCUCUUCGCAGACGACAUCAAAUAAGCAGACGAAAUCGAAUCAUUCUACGUUAGAUGCGCAACAAACCACACCUGAACUUCAGACCCAAUCUGAGAACGAGCUUUCACAUGAAGAGCAGACGACACCAAAUGGAGAGACGCUUCCAGAGCAGCAGACGUCAUCUGGGCAGCACGCGACAUCUGAACAGCAGACGUCAUCUGUGCAGCACGCGACAUCUGAACAGCAGACAUCAUGUGUGCAGCAGACUUCAUCUGAACAACAGACCACAACACGUUCAUCAAACACAACAUAUAGUUUUGAACCUAUGAUGACAAUUAUUGACAAAAUAGCAGACGGACAACGAGUUCCGCCACAGACUACUAUGAAAUAUGAAAUGUUAAGGUUUUGCACCCUUCGAUCUUUUCCAAAAGGGAACAAACCUUAUAUUACCAGAUUGGCUGGUGCAGGAUUUUAUUACGCAAACGAAGGCGAUGAAGUCGUCUGCUAUUGUUGCGCGCGCCGUAGGAGAAAUUGGACAGAAUUCGAAAAUCCUUUAGAAGUACAUAGAGAAUUAAAUCCAAACUGCAGCUUCCUCAUUCGUAAUUCUGAAGUAAAUGUCUCAGUAAGACAAAGUAUUGAAAGUUCUUCAGCAGAAUCUCACUCAAACCUGUCAACAAUUAAUAGAGACCAGUCUAACUCUAAUUUUCGUAAUGAAUUAACGGAAGUGAAUGUGUCGUCUGCAGUUGAGACUGGAUCACAGAUUCAAACGAAUCAAAACUCUGAACAUUCAUCUUUUGCAAGCAAUGCGAUUUCAAGAGGAGGGAACCAGUCUAUUUCACUACUUCCUGUAGAUGUACCGCAAACUACUAUUGAGAACCAGUCUUCAAAUAAUUCUACAGGAGGCGUAUCUUCGUCUAUGCCCCCAAAAUACCCCAAUUAUGUCAGCAAGACAGCACGUUUGUCGAGCUACAGUGAUUGUGGGGACAUCGUCAUCCCACCAGACCGCCUGGCACAGGCCGGCUUCUUCUACGCCGGUUUUGGAGAUUGUGUCCGGUGUUACCAAUGUGGAGUCGGAUUACGUCAUUGGUCUGAGGAAGAUGAUCCAUGGAUAGAACAUAGUAGAUGGUCAAAUGAAUGUUCAUACGUACGACAGAUUAGAGGAAGAGAGUUCGUGAAUAUCGUGCAAAUGGCUGUGCAGUAUUCACAAAACCAAACCGGAAAUGAAUCGAUUUCAACACAAGGAACUGAAGACAUAGGCAGAGGUUCCGGAAAUGCGUCUGCAGACAUAGAUAGACUGAUGCACACAAACGCUGCACAAAGCGUCUUGGAGAUGGGUUAUCACCCUGACGUCAUUAGAAGAGCUAUCAGAAUGGUCAUAUCCUCAACAGGGACAUGGAAUUUUUUAACAGCUACAAACAUAAUGGAGAAAUUCUUUGAAAUCGAAGACUCUGAAUCCUUUCAAGAAAAUACUGAACCUGAGAAUGCGGGGAAUUACGCGCCACCUGCAAACCACUGA
Messenger RNA from Ruditapes philippinarum (Manila clam), 1579 nucleotides. RefSeq names its product baculoviral IAP repeat-containing protein 3-like. Gene Ontology annotation, cellular component: cytoplasm; nucleus. The transcript is spliced from 6 exons. Lineage: Eukaryota; Metazoa; Mollusca; Bivalvia; Venerida; Veneridae. Bases 62 to 1579 code for a protein of 505 amino acids. The record is from RefSeq and is a predicted model, not a curated record.